Molecule: messenger RNA, 1380 nt
Organism: Fusarium pseudograminearum CS3096
Lineage: Eukaryota; Fungi; Ascomycota; Sordariomycetes; Hypocreales; Nectriaceae
Exons: 1
Coding region: 1-1380 (459 amino acids)
Source: RefSeq, a predicted model, not a curated record
AUGACCCUUGAUUUCCAGGUAGAAAGUUGGAUCCAGAAAAUAGAUCCCUCAUCAAACCCUACAGCACGAAUGGAAGAGGCUGCCAAGCAGGAGCCUUUUCUCAAGCGUCGACGUCUCAAUACUCUCAGAUCAGACGCGUCGCGGAGUGAAAAGAGCAUGGACUAUCAAAGAAGUCUCAGGUCCUCAAAACGCGCUCCAAGUGACGAUUAUGAAACACCGCGUCCGGCAAGGCGAACCAGAACACCAAGAAGCGAAUCUGGUAACUCGUUGCCCUUUACCCAGUCAGGCGCCUCACAACAAUCCGAGCUAUCUUCACCUACCAAGCAACUACGCGCCCUCCAACUUCACAGCAAAGGUGUCGUCGCCAAGCAACUAAGUGCCUUUCACGAUAAACCUGCUGCAUUAGAAGUUCUCCUCGACAAAAUCGAUCUGGUGUCUUCAGGAAUUGGGAUCUUGCCAGCAUCUCACGUCGCACUGUUCAGCCAUCUCGACAGGGACACUUACAGUGAUUUCAAAUGGACGCAACAUCCAGUUCUCAGCAAGUUCCUCUUUUCGAACGAACGCGAUGAGAUUGGCCAUACACCUUCCCCCGAGACUGUCCAGUGGAUUCUUCACGAGGCAGCUUUUUGCGACAGCAAAGGCUGCUCCAAAACAGACUGGAACACCGAAGUCCACCAUCGCGUCCUCUCAGCCGCGUUGAGACCGCAGCAGGGUCCACGAAGAGAUCAACUUCUCGACUUUCGACUUAGUAAAAGCGCUUCCAUAAUCAACGAGUAUCAUGUCACGUCAGCAUCUACGACAGUUGACUUUUGCAUGUAUAUCGACCCCAAACAAGACAAAAGGACCAAGGCUGUCGAGACUAUCGAGACUAUCAGGGAAAUCCUUCCGAUGGGCAUGUUCAACCACGCAAACUUUAGCCCGCUCUCGGAUAACCCCAUCGCUGUUAGUAUCGAGACCAAAGGGACUGGCGAAGGCUGGGAGAACGCCAAGCUCCAAAUGGAAGUUUGGAUGUCGGCUCAUUGGCAGUUUCUUCGACAGCUCCUUGAAAUGCGACAGGAUGCAUCAACGAAGCUGUCUGUACUGAGAUCAAGAGCUGGUGAAAUGAGUUUCUGCUCGGAUAAGAUAUGGGAUCUGCCAGAAUUUAUACCGGGUAUUAUCAUACAAGGUCAUGAUUGGCAUCUGGUUAUCACGACUGCAGAAGGAGAGAAGACAAUGUUUUGGCAGAAGAAGGCACUUGGAGAUACGUCGAGUUCCAAGGGAAUUUAUCAGAUUAUCUACAACUUGCAGCUAUUACGGCAGUGGGCUCAAGAGGAAUACUGGAAGUGGUUCAAGGAUCUCUUGCUCGAGUGGCCACGGUCCAACGGAGAAUUGGUCUUUUAA